Lymnaea stagnalis (great pond snail) is the source of this 1025-nucleotide messenger RNA. NCBI's taxonomy places the organism in Eukaryota, Metazoa, Mollusca, Gastropoda, Lymnaeidae. The record is from the annotation of a GenBank genome assembly.
GGAAUGGUUUUCCCAUACCUCAGCUUAAACUAUUCAAUGGUCCAAUCUUGCUUCAAGAGAAUCUUGCACUACACGAAGAACUCCAUUGGUCUCAAACAAUGACGUGUGAAACGUUUAACACGUUCACUUGUUCAGCUUUACAAGAGGACAGCGCCUUACAAAAAAACAUAAGCAUUUAUUCCACGUGUACGUUAAAUAGUUUGUUUUGUGUUCAUUUAAGUUAUAACCUUACAAACAUCUUUGCUGUUGUAUCUUGCUUUGCAUGGGUUAUUCUUUUUCUUCUUCUAUAUAUAAAGGGCCCACGAUCAAUUUAUUGAUCUAUUUGGCUCCAAUGCAUGUAGAGGGGAUUUGCAAUGUUUAUGUGUCUGGUGAUGAUGAGCACAUUUCACUGAUUGCAAAUGCCACAUUUUGAGGGAAUCAUGCACUGGGGCUUUGAAGGCUUGAGGCAAUAGACACAAAUGAGUCUAGUGCCUUCGCCUCAACUGUUCCCUUUGACAGCUUGUUCAAGUCCCUGAUUGUUUUCGACAGGAAUGAGCAGCUCCUAUACUGAGUUCUUUAUUUAUAUGUGAUUUGAUGGUUUUAUCAAUCUAUGGUUCUCUUGUUGUGAUUAAAUGAACCUACCAUCUUUUUGGCAACCAACGUUUAAUUAUGCAGUGGGCAAUAGUGUAUGUUCUGUCGUUGUCUACAUACUUAUCCUGUGCAUUCUUCACAAUAUUAUCCCAAUUCCUGACACUGAAGAUUGAACUUGAAGCCCAUUAUAGAAUCGUCUCACAAUUGCAUACAUUAAGUAAAAUAAAACCGCAAUAAUGUUUGGCGUCUUCUCUUUAAAAAUGAAUACAUUAAUAAUAUAUAGUUUUGAAAAUCUUUAAUUUUGUUAUUUUUUAAAGGUUCGCCACAAUUAAAGUAUCCACAUAUCAACAAGACAAUCAUGGAAGUCAAGGAAAACACAACUGUCUCCAUCGUCAUUGAAAUUUAUGGUUAUCCUUUCCCCCAAAACUACACAUUAAUUAAAAAUGGUUCGGUAC